Messenger RNA from Clonostachys rhizophaga, 675 nucleotides. The record is from the annotation of a GenBank genome assembly. NCBI's taxonomy places the organism in Eukaryota, Fungi, Ascomycota, Sordariomycetes, Hypocreales, Bionectriaceae.
AUGGAGCCAAGCACUCGGCAGCCAGAUGUCGUAAUGGACACCCUUUACAACGAGGGCUUUCUAGCUCUAGAAGAUCCAAGCGUUGGAGAGGCUGUCUCAGAACUGGAGCGCAACGGCUUCCCUUUCUGGUCAGAAGAGGGCUUGGAUUUUGUGGCGAGACACAUUAUCAAUGAGCCAUAUAUUCGUAACACUUUACGAUCCUGGUUUAAAGAAAGAUGUGUUCUGGUGCACUGUUUGAGAUACCAGGCGUAUCCGGGUGUCGAUAUCUGCUUCAGAAGAGGCGGCCCACGAGCUGGCCGGCGUCGUUUUAUGAUACACUUGCUGCCAAAGCAAGCCAGGGCAGGUUACUAUAAUGGCUCGCAUUUACAUGAGCUACCGACUGAGGAAACAGAGUACCUUUUUUACAAAGUUUCGCACGAGGCAAUUGAAGAGCAAGGCUUGCAGGCUCAGGUAGUUAACUUUGAGCACGGCGGCAGGGUUAUGAUCGAUGCGCGACUAAGCCUUGAGCUUAAAGAGUGUUAUAUAAUUAGUUUUGUCUUCGCAACUGAGGAUGUAGUUGCUAAGUGGCCCCCAAUGUAUCUUCCUAAUCUUCCAAUAUUAAAGGAAAAGGUGGACAAGAUGGAAACACCGGACAUUGGCGUGAAUUUUGCAUUCAGGCAUAACAAAAAGGAUUAA